UUCAUAGAUUAGGGAUCGAUUGAUAUAUAUAUAUAUAUAUAUAUAUUAUAUUUAUUGAAUGUUAUCAGAAAAUACAUAUUAAAUGCCUAAACACUUUAAGCGCUACUAUUAGCAUUUAUAGGAAAUUAAACAUCCAAUAGGAAGCAUUUAUAAGAAAUUAACAUCCUAUGUAAACUGUUUGACGUGGCUCAAAGAUGUUUUCUAUAUGUAUAGAUGGUGAAAACUAAUUGAACAGGUUGAAGAAAAAUUGGCUUUUUACUUUUCGCCCCACCUGGUUGUUUGUCUUCUUCACAAGAAGCCACUUGCUCAUUUAAGUUGACAAAUUACAAAGUAAAAAACAAUUUGCAUAUAAUAUAUUUUCUAUUUAUAUUCUUUUUAUGAAGAGCAACAACCCCAUUUGUUUUUAUAUUUUAGAUUGUUUAUUACUUUUUUUUUUUUUUCCUCCAAAUGAACUUUCUUGCUGUUUAGACGCAUGAUUCACAUAAACAUAUUAUUGUUUAAUAUAUUUUCAAGUCAUAUAUAUACAGCAGCUAGUCCUCUAUGCUAAAUUAGAGCUGUACUAAUUCUAAUAGCAGAAUCAAGCAUACGUGUUAAGCUUUCAUUCUUCCUCAUCUUGUUCCUCUCUCUCUCUCUCUCUCUCUCUCUCACACACACACACACACACACACCCAACCCCAGAACACCUCAUGGGAACAGAAGAAUGUAGCAGCAGUGAAUCUGGGUGGACGAUGUAUAUUGCUUCUCCAGUGGAAGAAGAUGAUGCAGAAUGCAGUAGUUAUGGUGAUGACAAUGAUGCCAAGAGCAAGAAGCGCGUUACCUAUCAAACUUAUGCUGCAAAUGAAGAAGAUUUUGGCAGCGAUGAUUCAAUGGCUUCUGAUGCAUCAUCUGGUCCUAGUUAUCAGCAAUAUUACCAUGGACGCUCUCACUGUAAAGAAAGUCAUGGCAAGAAGGAUAAGAAGCAGUCUACAAACAAGAACAACACAAACAAGAAAGAGAAGAAAAGUAGUGGUGAAAAGAACACCAAAAGAAAAUGAAUUAAAAUCCGGUCCUGUGUGUAACAGUUCAUUUUGACAAACAUGUUAAAAAGGAGAGCAACAAAGAAAGAUGCAAAAAUGUACAAUUAAAAUAUAAAGUGUAUGUUCUUCUUCCUCUGCAUAUUCAUAUAUUCCCUGAAGAAUGAAAACAUAUUGCUUCAAGUAAAUUUUUUUUUUUUCCCUUCUUUGGUUCUCUUCACCAAAAUGACAUUAUAUGUUGAAGCUUCAUUGUCCAUGACUUUAUUUUUGUUGUUAGGUUCUUGUUUUUCCAAAUCAUCUCACUUCUCUGAACAAUUAAAAUAACUCAUGCUUUCAGAAUAUAAGAGAAACAUCAACAAACAAAUCAACAAUAAGAAAUUUAAUUUUAGGUUUUGUUAAUAUAGACACUCUGCUAAGUUCAUAACCUUAGUAAUGAUGAAGAAGAUAAACAACAUAUGAACUUAGGUGAUUAGUGAUGUAUAUUACCCAGAGAAGUACAGUUUCCAAAAGGUCUCCGUAGAAAAAAUUAAAUUUGCAUUUUAAUUAUAAAAGAUGCAAGAAAAUAAAAUUCUUCCCCAGUAUUAUUUUUCUUAUGUUGAUGUGUUGAUAAUAAUCCAUGAAGCAACAGGUGUAUGUUGUGCUGUAAAGAAGAAAGAUGAGCAUAGAAAGACAAAUGCCAACUAUGAGGAGCAACAAAAAGACUAAAAAUUUUAAAGUUAGUGAACAGAACAUUAUUGGGGUGGCUUGUAAUUAUAUCCUGAUAUCCUGCAAUGAGGGUAUGCAAAUGCAACA
Ziziphus jujuba (common jujube) is the source of this 1805-nucleotide messenger RNA. Its product is annotated as protein SOB FIVE-LIKE 4. The transcript has a single exon. Bases 687 to 1034 code for a protein of 115 amino acids. Gene Ontology annotation, biological process: cytokinin biosynthetic process. The record is from RefSeq and is a predicted model, not a curated record. Lineage: Eukaryota; Viridiplantae; Streptophyta; Magnoliopsida; Rosales; Rhamnaceae.